UAGCCCUUUGCAGUUUAGAAAAUGAUCAGUUGUAUUUGAACUGUAAAGCGUAAAACAUUCUUGAGAAGCAAAGCGCAGCAAAAGGGUUUGAUUUUGUUUCUCUAAAAUGGCUGCUGUAAAACUGGUAUUAAUUUUAUUAUUGUGUGUCGAAAUACUGCAUGUUAAAGGUAUUCGUACUAAUAAUGAGGAAGAAGAACCAGAAACACUUGAUGCACACAUUGUUUACGAUCAAAGACAAAGUGGCAAAUAUAAUAUUCAUGUUGUUAUUAAAGAUGUGGCGAUUAUAGAAAUGGAUCAAAAUGAAAUUGCUGAUCAAAAUUAUAAUGAUGAUGAAUACUACUAUGAUGAAGAUGAUUUGACUGUAAAACCUUUGAUUACCAAAACCACUACAACAACUAACAAACCUUUAGACACGACAACAACAAAGAAAACUACAAUUUCUGCUACAGAAAAUGAAAGUGUUGUGACAACAGUGUCUACAACAAUUCCCACAACCACAAUUAAGAAUAAAAUUCCUAAUAAUGAGGAACAUUUUAACAUGUAUUCAUUAUUUCCACAGCCAGCAGUUGAUACGAAAUCUCGUAGCAAAAUCGAACCAAUUUAUGCUAUCGAAGAACCUACUAUGUUGCAACCCAGACAUCAAUUGGAUAAUUUUAAUUAUAAAAUGCCAGCACAAUCUAGAGAUGAAUCGAAAUUGUUCAAAAAUUCAAGAAUUUAUAAAGUAAAAGUACGUCGCUCUCAUCACAUUACACCUCAAACAGUGCGUUGUCGCUCAUUUCAAUAUAGAGAUGCUAGGGGUAAUUGCCGUUCAAAGAGAUCUUCAUCUGGAUCAAUACUAAAACGUCUCUUCAGAAUGCUCGUAACGCUGCCAUUUAAUCAGGAUGAACAACAAAUUGAUGAUUAAAUUAUCCACAACAAAAACACAAAAAUAAAUAAAAAACACUUGAUUUUGUAAAACAAACUAAAU
Molecule: messenger RNA, 967 nt
Organism: Lucilia cuprina (Australian sheep blowfly)
Lineage: Eukaryota; Metazoa; Arthropoda; Insecta; Diptera; Calliphoridae
Exons: 3
Coding region: 107-904 (265 amino acids)
Source: RefSeq, a predicted model, not a curated record